AUGAGAAUCACCGGCACAUCCAGCUCGCUGCGAGUGCGCUCGCCAGCAGCAGAUGCAUAUGACGACCGCAUGCUCUACCCGCGUCAAGCUUCUUCAUCAUCGUCUUCGUCAUCGACAUCAGCCUCUUCUUCCUCGCCCUCGUCCUCGGCAUCCGCCAGCACGGCGUCCUCCUCCUCUUCAUCUUCCACCUCGGCAUCUCCAUCAUCAACGGGCUCGUCCGGCUCCAGCGGAAGCGGCAUCCCCAAUAGUGGCAUGGGCUCACCCGCCGCAGGCUCGCUCAACAGCACACGCAUCGUGCUAGGGCGAGGAUUCGCCAAUGGCCAGCUCACCUACAAUGUCCCGCUCACCAUCGCAAAUCAGCAGCUCAACGCCCAACUCGACACUGGCAGCGGUGAUCUCUGGCUCGCGAAUCAGGACUGCGAUGACGAUUCUUGCCGCGGUCACCAAGGCCUGUCCGUCACCAAAUUCAACGACCGUUCCGACUCGGUCGUCGACCAAGAUACCCCAUUCAACAUCAGCUAUCUUCUCGGAUCUGCGGAAGGCCAAGUCAAGACCGCAUCCAUGCUCUUUGGCGACCCAUCCACAACCCGACUCACCAUCAAUUCGCAGGCAUUUGGCUCGUGCAACCAGGUCUCCAAUGAGGAUAUGGAUUCGGGCAACUUCUCGGGUAUCAUCGGAGUCGGCCCUCCUGCCAAUAGUCUGAUCCAGGCCGACCUCAACGCCACGAGUAACACCGCCUAUCUCAACGUCAACGUCCGUCCACCCGAGACCGGUGCCGUCCUCGCUGGAUUCUGGUACAAUGCUCGUCCUGGCCGUAGGUUCAUGGGCAUCGGUCUGCAGCGUCUCGAGGAGGACGGUGGCUCUGGCGACAGCGUCUUGACCGUUGGCAACCACGACCCUGCCUACGCGGGCAGCACCGACCCCAACAUCAACUUCACCAGCGCCAUCGGCGACGCAGACGGGGUAGUACGACACUGGCGUGUUCCUCUCACCGAGAUCUCAGUCCUCAUGCAGCACGGUAUUUCGGAGCCCAUCCCUAUCGGCAUGUCGAGCGUGAUAUCCGGCUCCAAUCCCAUCGCCGUCUUCGACUCGGGCGCCAGCGUCAACCUGGGUCCCGAAAGCACCCUCGAUGCGAUGUAUGGUGCUUGGGGCAUCGGUCCCGCUUCCGAUGGCGGCUACUACGUACCCUGCGACCUUCAGCUCAACAUUACCCUCGGACUCGGCGGCAUUCGCAUCCCCAUUCACCCGCUCGAUGCCAGUCUCACCACCGGUUCGGGCAACGGCCCCUCUGGCGACGGCUCCGUGUGCCUUGGCUCGUUCCAGGCACUUCGUUCGCUCUCGAGUGCAUCCAAUGGCGCCAACCUCAACGCCAGCUUCCUGCCAGCCGACUUUGUGCUCUCGCCCGCCUUCAUGCGAAGCGCCUACACUGUCUUUUCGUGCGACGGCGGACUCAACGCCACUGCAGCACUGGCCGCCAACAUGACCACCAGCAGCCCAUGCCAGGCCUCAGUCGGUCUGCGUCCGCUCGUCAACAUGACCACUGCGACGCAGCAGUUCACCGCAGUGCGAGUGAAGAAGCAGACGCUCGGUCAGUCGGGCCUGCACGGCGGCCACAACUCCGGGUCCGGCAACAGCAAGGGUCUCUCGGAGGGUAUCAAGGUUGUCAUUGGCUGUGUUUCUGCCAUUGCUGUCAUUGGUGUUCUAUUCGGUGUUGCGCUCUGGCGUCUGCGCAGGAGGCGUCGUCGCAUUGCAGCUGCUCGCGCUGCGCUGCUUGCACAAGGCGAAAAGUCGCGCGGCAGUGGAUUUGCCGGCCCUGGCUCUGGCAGCAGCAACGGUCACGCCAAGAAGCAGAGCAACCCGUACAGCGGCGUCAAGAUCGACGGUGUCAACGUGCCCAUGGAGCUGCUUGGCAAGGAUGACGACAGCAGCAGCCAGGUCGUUCUUUCGCCCGCGCAGCGCGCCAAGGCGCGUCAGGUGCACCACAUCCACGGUGUCUUUGACGAUGAGCUGCACGACGACGACGUUGGCCGCGGCGCUGACCCGCAGUGGGGCGAGGAGACCCCGGCCAUCAACCCGCAGAACCUCCACGCCGCAGGCCUGUUGAGCUGGGACGUCUCCUCCACGGGCUACGUCGACGCUCGUCAAGUCAAGAACGCCUACCUCGCCUCUCUCACACCGGAAGAGCGCAAGGCGUUCCUCGAAGCGUCUGCCGCUAAAAGCCAGGAGCAGUCAGCAUCGAACCACGAGCUGGACGAGCAGAGCGUCCAGUACACCCAAGCGACGCACGACAUGCCGCCCUCCGAAUCCGGCUUCAGCUCUCAUUACCAAAAUCGCGAUAGCACGCGACCCUCGUCGGCAGCACCUCUGCUGCAGAACGACGAGCUGCGUUGA
Kalmanozyma brasiliensis GHG001 is the source of this 2391-nucleotide messenger RNA. RefSeq names its product Aspartic peptidase. NCBI's taxonomy places the organism in Eukaryota, Fungi, Basidiomycota, Ustilaginomycetes, Ustilaginales. Gene Ontology annotation, biological process: proteolysis. Gene Ontology annotation, molecular function: aspartic-type endopeptidase activity. The transcript has a single exon. The coding region runs from base 1 to 2391 and encodes 796 amino acids. The record is from RefSeq and is a predicted model, not a curated record.